CUAUACUACACUAAGUCUACAUACAUCUCUCUAGUACAUCUUGAUUACACGUAACCUAAAGAACAUGAUGCUUCGUUGGUUAAGUCUCGUGUGUUUUUUCAUGAUCGUUAACAAAGCCUACGCUAGAGAGUUUACUGUCGGUGGUGCAAAAGGUUGGACCGUUCCUUCUGGUUCUCAAGUUUACAGUCAAUGGGCAGAGAAGAGCAGAUUCCAAGUAGGCGACUCUCUACUGUUCGUCUACCAACCAGACCAAGAUUCAGUGCUCCAAGUCACAAAAGACGCUUACGACAGCUGCAACACGGAUGCACCAACCGCUAAAUUCGCUGACGGCAAAACAUCCUUCGCACUAACCCACUCUGGACCUUACUAUUUCAUCAGCGGAAACAAAGACAGCUGCAACAAAAACGAGAAGCUCGUGGUCAUAGUCAUGGCUGACAGAAGCGGCAAAUCAUCACCUCCGUCUCAAGCCCCGGCUCCCUCAGGAGAAGCCGCUCCUUCUCCGCCUUUCACAAGCAACCUUGAGCCCCCAGCAACUACGCCUACAUCUCAAGAAACUCCAAACAGUGCAGCUUCCUCAUGUUCUUCAUUUGUCUCUGCUCUUCUCGGGGCUGCUCUUGCUUCCACUCUAUUUCUACACUUAUAAGUUUAUGUUUUGUCUUUUGUUCUCAUUCUCUUUCCACGUGUGUUUGUGUCCAUUGGUGUUUGUUGUUUGAUUUUUUUUUUACCCAUUUGUUUCUCAUUUUGAAUGAAUAAAAGUUCUACU
Messenger RNA from Eruca vesicaria subsp. sativa (arugula), 763 nucleotides. The record is from the annotation of a GenBank genome assembly. Lineage: Eukaryota; Viridiplantae; Streptophyta; Magnoliopsida; Brassicales; Brassicaceae.